Knipowitschia caucasica is the source of this 534-nucleotide messenger RNA. Lineage: Eukaryota; Metazoa; Chordata; Actinopteri; Gobiiformes; Gobiidae. The record is from the annotation of a GenBank genome assembly.
AUGAAGCCACACACUCGUCCUGGAGCCAAGGACGGAGACGGAGACAGCGUGAGGUCAUCAAGAAGCGCCCGUCUGAACGCUCCAUCACUCCAGCGCACUGUGGCUAACGAGGCCAGACGCAGCAGCAGGCUUAAUGGGACGAAGGCGGCGCGGGAUGCUCUGACCGCCGCCGUGGAACCUCUCUUUGUUAAUGAGACACAGUGUUCAAAGAGGGGCAAAGAGCACCCGCCAUUAGGGACCGUCUACACCAGGCAUGGAGCUGUGCUUGGCUCUGCUGUGGAUGCUGUCUGCAGACCUCUCACUCACGUCUUCAAGAAGCAGCAACUUGAAGAAGAAUGGUUGAAACCGAGCGAUCCUCAUUUCUGCAAAACCACUGAAGAGGAGCAAAAGUCUCAGAUUUUAUGGCUCACGGCUGUAGGGAAAGGAGAAGGAGAAGAUGACUCACUUACUCCUACAAGAAAGCGGCACGCGGCAGCAGCGCCAGUCUCUUCUCUGCCUCCAACUGAAGAACUGAAACGCCUGCACCAUGACUGA